Molecule: messenger RNA, 435 nt
Organism: Arachis ipaensis
Lineage: Eukaryota; Viridiplantae; Streptophyta; Magnoliopsida; Fabales; Fabaceae
Source: RefSeq, a predicted model, not a curated record
CAGCUCCUGCAGUACCAAUGAUUGAUAGAGCAUCUGCCCAAGUGAGAAAUUGGUCAUAUGGGAAUUUAUCUAAAAGAGAUGCACUCCGUUUUUCCCGUUCACAGAGUAUUUUGUUGGCAUUUUGAAGUCAGGGUAGGGAUGGGUUGUAUGUCUUGUGUGCUUGUUAUGAAAUAUGGGAAUGAGAGCCAAAUUGACUUGAUUGUUGCUGAGGUUGGUGGUGCACUUGGAGCUGCUUCACUUGAAGCACAGUGUGAACUCUUCAAUGCUCUAAUUGAUGGUUGUACAGAGGCAGCAGAACUUGGCAAUCUGGAUUCAAAGAUGCCUUUGUUGGAUUUUUUCGGUGUCCCAGUGAAGGUGAAUGAUCUACUUGCCUGUGUCCAACAACCUCAACUCCUAUCAAAGCGCAUUAGUCGGUAUGAAGAUCCCAUUCAAUAG